Molecule: messenger RNA, 2436 nt
Organism: Apis laboriosa (Himalayan honeybee)
Lineage: Eukaryota; Metazoa; Arthropoda; Insecta; Hymenoptera; Apidae
Exons: 8
Coding region: 1-2436 (811 amino acids)
Biological process (GO): sensory perception of smell; detection of chemical stimulus involved in sensory perception of smell
Cellular component (GO): plasma membrane
Molecular function (GO): odorant binding; olfactory receptor activity
Source: RefSeq, a predicted model, not a curated record
AUGAAGACAACAUCGAACAAAGACUUCGCUUACGCUAUGACCCCGUUGAAGUUCUUGUCAUGGCCCUUAGGUACCUGGCCACUUCAGGUGUUCAAUACAUUCUCGAUCAUUCGUGCCAUGUUUUCAACUUUUCUUGUGUUGCUAAUGCUAGCGAUACUACAAGUGGAAUUAUAUUUGGACAGAAGCAACGCGGAAAAUAAUCUAGAUGCUCUGGUAUUAAUCAAUGGAGGCAUUUUGGCAGUGGCAAAGGUAACGUGUUUUCGUGUACGGCCCAUAGGACUUAUCUCCAAUUUUACUUCAGCGGUUAAGGAUUACAACGAAUUAAACAGUGAAGAGAAUCGAGUGAUUGUGCGCCGACACGCUUACAUGGGUAGAGUAGCGUGCGCCAGUUUAAUAUUUUGCUCGUAUGUCGGCUCCACGCUUUUCAUGACUGUGCCUAUGCUUGCUGGGGAUGAAGAAGAAGUGAUUAAUGUAACGGAAGAAAGUGCAAUAAAAUAUCCUAUGCCAUCUGAAAAUACAUUAACACUUAUAAAUAUGCCGAAAAAUAUGUACUUCGUGAUUUUUAUUGUUGAAUAUUUAAUGUUGCUAUUUACGAGCACUGGAAAUCUAGGUAGUGAUUCAUUGUUUUUUGGUAUUGCGUUUCAUUUGUGCGGCCAAGUGGAGAUUUUGAGACUAGAAUAUAAUAAAUUGUCCAACGAGAACGAAAGAACAACGAAACAUAUUACUUUGUUAACCAGGAGGCACAUUUACUUGUUGAAACUAAGCGACAUGUUGAAUGAAACAAUUAGCUCUAUUUUGGUCAUACAAUUAUUUUCAAGUUGUGUGCUUAUAUGCACAACCGGAUUUGAAUUUAUUCUCGCUUUGAGCAUUGGAAAUGUCGUCAUGACAAUAAAAACAUUUAUAGUAAUGUGCGUGCUCUUAAUACAAUUAUUCGCAUAUAGUUACGUGGGUGAAUAUUUAAAAACUCAAACUGAAGAUCUUGGUAAUUCGGUGUAUUUCUGUACUUGGUACGAUAUGCCAAAAAAUGUGUCACAAAACAUUAUUUUUAUCAUUAUGAGAGCUCAACAUCCUGUUCUCUUGAUGGCUGGGAAAUUCUUUGUUGUCAACAUGGAAACGUAUAUGAGUAUUUUAAAAACUUCGAUGUCGUAUCUUUCAGUUCUCCGAGUGAUGAAAAGAGAGGAAAAGGAUACAUUGGAUUCAAGUGCAACUGAGUAUGAUCGAUUGACAAUUUCUUACAUCGUGACAAUUUCUAAAAAAAUGAAGACAACAUCGAACAAAGACUUCACUUACGCUAUGACUCUGUUGAAAUUCCUGUCAUGGCCCGUAGGAACUUGGCCUUUUCAACUGUACGAUACAUUUUCACUCACACGUACCAUAUUUUCAAUUUCACUUUUGUUGCUUAUGAUAGCAAUCGUGCAAGUGGAAUUAUAUUUGGACAGAAGCAACGCGGAAAAUAAUCUAGAUGCUCUUCUAAUUAUUAAUUGCGGCAUUUUGGCAGUGGCAAAAGUGAUGAGUUUUCGUGUACGUUCCACAGGACUUGUCUCCAAUUUUUCUUCUGCGGUUAAGGAUUACAACGAAUCAAACGAUGAAGAAAAUCGAGUGAUUAUGCGUCGGCACGCUUACAUGGGUAGAGUUGCAUGCGCCAGUUUAAUAUCUUGUUCGUAUGUAUGCUCCACGCUUUUCAUAACUGUGCCUAUGUUUGCUGGGGACGAAAUAGAAGUGAUUAAUGUAACGGAAGAAAGUAUAAAAUAUCCCAUUCCAUCUAAAAAUGCAUUGGCAAUUAUAAAUAUGCCGGAUAAUUUGUAUUUCGUGGUUUUCAUCGUAGAAUACAUGAUGCUACUAUUCACGAGUAUUGGGAAUCUAGGUAGCGAUUCAGUGUUUUUCGGUAUUGUUUUUCAUUUGUGCGGUCAAGUGGAGAUUUUGAAACGAGAAUAUAGUAAAUUAUUCUACAAAAACGAUAAAAUAACGGAACAUUUUAUUUUAUUAAUCAAAAGGCAUAUUUAUUUGUUAAAUCUGAGUAAGAUGCUGAAUGAGACAAUUAGUUCUAUUCUGGUCGUACAACUUUUUUCAAGCUGUAUUCUUAUAUGUACAACUGGAUUUCAAUUUAUUCUCGCUUUGAGCAUUGGAAAUAUUGUCUUGACGAUAAAAAUACUUAUAAUAAUGUGCGUACUCUUGAUACAACUAUUCGCAUAUAGUUACGUGGGUGAAUAUUUGAAGAAUCAAACUGAAAGCGUCGGUAAUUCGGUGUAUCUUUGCACUUGGUAUGAUAUGCCAAAAAAUAUAUCCAAAGAUAUUAUUUUUAUUAUUAUGAAAGCUCAACGUCCAGUUCUCUUGACAGCUGGAAAAAUCUUUGUUGUUAACAUGGAAACAUAUAUAAGUAUUUUAAAAACUUCGAUGUCGUAUCUUUCAGUUCUCCGAGUGAUGGUAAAUUCUUAA